Molecule: messenger RNA, 1867 nt
Organism: Panonychus citri (citrus red mite)
Lineage: Eukaryota; Metazoa; Arthropoda; Arachnida; Trombidiformes; Tetranychidae
Exons: 14
Coding region: 171-1625 (484 amino acids)
Source: RefSeq, a predicted model, not a curated record
UGGCAAUUUUUUGCAUUAUUAACUAUUAUUGAUCGUGUUAAUUGUUUCCAAAGUAUUAAUGUUAUCAUGUUUGUAAUCAAUGGUAUCAUUAGUACACCGACAGGUAUCAAGGAAGAAUCAAUUUUGUGGUUUAACUUUCUUGUUUUUUUCCCAAGUAAAUUAAGUUAAUCAUGGAAUUGAUAUUAUCUAGUGUCUACUUGUUAUUCAUUUUAAUCCAGUUUAUCCAAUGUGAUCCUCAUCAUCCACAUUUAAUGCGUCAUCAUGAACCACCGACCAACAUGACGGAACUUUGUAAUCGCCAUAAAUGGCACCUCGAGAUGCACCAUCGUCGACAUUUGUUUGAUCUCAAGUAUCGAACUUGUAUGUCCCAAGUAUCACUGGAAAAAUAUAAGCAACGGGAAAAUCAAUGUUUAUCAAUCAUGGAUCCAAAGGAUAUUGGUUAUUGUUUAGCUCCCGAAAAUCACCAGAGUAAAUUUGAAUCGUUGAAGAAGUGUUUAGAUGAGACAAAGUUAACCGAAGAAGAAUGGAGCAAAUUAGCGGACUGUAUGGGAUACCGAAAGACUCAAUCGAAGCGCAGAAAACGAGAUAUCCGUUGGUAUUUAUCUCGAAUGAACAAUAUCAGUGAAGUUUGCGACUUUAACAUGAUCGGUUAUUAUCUUAAUCAUCCCUCUCAUUUUGAAGCUCAUCAUGCAUGUACUCUUAAAGUUAUCGGUAAUGAUCGAGUUGGAAAACGAAUUCAGUGUCAUGCCAAAUAUCCGAUUAAAAGUUUAAACGAUUUCCAUGAGAAAUGUAAAUCACCGGAGGAUCACAAGGAAGAAUUUGAUUCCGGAACAGAAUGUUUCAAACAGAAUAUGAUCACUCAUGAUGAAAAAAUCGUCAUAUUGUCAUGUACUUUCAAAGCUCUUGGUGAUCUCGAUCAGGAAUAUGCUUUACAAGCUUUACUCUACAAGCCAUUCAAAGAUUUGGAUGAAUUUUGUAUCAAAUCGCGAAAUUAUUGGCACGACGAGGAGGAAUUGUACAAAGACAGAUUUGAAGCUUGUUCGAUGAAAAAUUAUCCAGCCAAAACAGAGGCACGUUGGGCUUGUGAGACUUUCGACAAAUUUGACCAAACAUCGGUGGAUAAAUGUAUCGAAAAGCAAGACGCUGAAUUUAAGACAAUGAUAACUUGUUUCGGAAGCAAUGAGUAUACACCUGAAGAAGAAGAGACAAUAAAAACUUGUUUAGCUGAUUCUCAGGUUGAAUGGAAAGGAGUACCGAAGAUCCCAAGUACCAUUGAAGAUGCUUGUGUAUACACUUUGUUCCGUUGGUUUGGAUUUAAUCCAGUUUAUUAUCGAUACGUGAAUGAAUGUAUGAAAGAGAAAUGGACACCAGAAGAGUAUAAUAACUUUGAAUGUGGUAACAUACUGACCAUCAAAACAAACGAUCAGUUAACGGAAGCUUGUAAGAGUCCAAAUGAGGAGCACAAGGCCAGUUACCUUAAGUUCCGAGAGUGUAGAGAAGCAAAUGAGCCACCGUUGGAGAAGAUAAAAGAUGCAUUUGACUGUUCAAUGAACAAAAUGAUUGACCAUGUAAACGAUAUGAAGAAAGAGGAAGAUGAAGAUGAAGAUGAAGCCACAUCGGAUUAAGAAAGGGAAAAGACAAAUACCAUAACCAUAAUGGAGAGAUGUCACCAACUUCCAAUGGCUUUGAUUCCACUCCACCCCAGAAGAAGUGGAAACACCAAUCAGUUAAUUCCUUGAAAUUUGACAUGUUUAACAAAUUUGGCAAAGAGAACAAUUUAAUUUUAUAAAAAUUCUAUGGAAGAAAAAUAAACAAAACAAAAAGAAAAAUAAAAUUAUUCCAAUAAAAGAAAAUGGAAAGAAAAUCA